AUUUAGAAGAACUUCUCCAGGAAAGAAUGAUGCUAUACUGUGCUAUUCCUUUACUGGCACAGUACAGAAGUACAGAUAAUGGAUUCUGAAUUAAUGCACAGUAUAGUAGGAAGCUAUCGUAAACCUCCAGAAAGAGUGUUUGUUCCAUCAAUCGCCCAGAGUGUUGAAUCAUCUCAGACUCACUAUUCUGUGAACUUAGAAGUUACCUCUCCUAAAAUGCUUCGUAGUCCAAAUAGCCAAGCUCUUAUUUUAGCCUUAAAAACUCUUCAGGAAAAGAUUCAUCGUUUAGAGUUAGAGAGAACACAAGCUGAAGAUAACCUGAACAUUCUUUCCAGAGAAGCGGCACAGUAUAAAAAGGCCUUGGAGGAUGAAACAAAGGAGAGAAAUCUGGCACAUGAGGAACUAAUAAAGCAGAAAAAAGAUAUAAGUAUGCAGUUAAGCUCAGCCCAGUCUCACUGUACCCUUCUAGAGAAACAACUAGAAUAUACAAAGAGAAUGGUUCUCAAUGUAGAGCGAGAGAAGAAUAUGAUCCUAGAACAACAGGCCCAGCUUCAAAGGGAAAAAGAACAGGAUCAUAUGAAGCUGCAAGCAAAACUUGAAAAGCUUGAUGUCUUAGAAAAAGAAUGUUUUAAACUUACAACAACUCAGAAAACUGCUGAGGGCAAGAUUAAACAUUUAGAGGAAAAACUAAAGGAAGAAGAACAUCAGCGUAAGCUCUUUCAAGACAAAGCUUCUCAGCUUCAAACUGAACUUGAAAUCAGUAGAAUUUUGAUGUCUUCAGUAUCAAAUCCAAAGCGCUCCAAGGAAAAGAAGAAAUCUUCAAAGAAAACUAAAUGUUUAAAGAGAGGACCACCUCAGCAAAUUUAUUCAAAGUUUGGAUCACUGCCUAUUGUGGCUGAGAAGUCUGCCAGUGCAGGCCAUUCCAGGAAUGCAAGUACCCCAAACCUGCAGACAAUGCAACAUUACAGGCCACAUAUCCUUCAGAAACUGGCUGAAGUUUCUGAACCUAGAUGUCUCUACAAGCCUUCUAAAUCAACUUCUCAAUGUGAAGCUGUACCUUCUGACUCAGAAAAGUCCAUUUCCAUUUGUAACAAUUUGUCUGAACUUUUGAUGGCAAUGCAAGAUGAGCUGGACCAAAUGACUAUGGAGUACCAAGACCUUCUGAAUCAAAUGAAAGAAACUGAAAGCCAAUCAGUCUGUGAAAACAUAGAAUGUGAACUAGAACAUUUAGUCAAGAAAAUGGAAAUUAAAGGAGAACAAAUUUCUAAAUUAAUGAAGCAUCAAGACAAUGUCUGCAAACUGCAGCAAAAAGUUCAGAAUUUGAAGAUGAGUGAAGCUUCAGCUAUUCAGAAAGAAGAUAGCAACUGUAAAGGAUCAAAGAACAUAAAAAAUAGCCCCAGAAAAUGUUUGCUAACUAACUCUCCUCAAAAAAACAGCAACUUUCCUCCAAUACGAGUCCAUAAUCUUCAAAUGAAAUUAAGAAGAGAUGAUAUCAUGUGGGAACAGUAACACAGUAGCAAAACUGUCACCUUAAAUGAACUUUGUCAGUGAGAUCUUGAACUGUCUGAAGUGGUUUUAAUUUAAUAUACCUUUAUGAAAUUUUGAAUUAUGUUUCUAGCCUCUAUAAAGUGUCAAAUUAUAUAUUUUAAAAUUAGUGCCUAAUGACCUCCUAAGAGCCCCAAAUAAUAAAUCAUUGCUUUCUUGUUUUUCUUAUUGACUGAAGUACCUAAUCUUGUGUUAGAAACAUUGUUCACUUUGCAGAUACCUUAAGAUAAAUUUAAAAAAUUAUACUAGACUGAUGAUAUUUAAAACUGAGUUAAAUUUGAGAUACAAGUGCCAUAACACUUUUUCAUUUAGUAGGCUUGGAACCUUAAGAACCAACAUAAAAUUAACAGAGUAUGGAAAGGUCUUUUAACUUUCCUGGUGCUUCCUCCCUAUCUUGUUUUAGAGCUGGGAAAUGUUUUUCUUUUUUGGAAAGGGAAAAGCUUUGGGAAGAGGCCUUUAGCCCAAGUUUUUAUGUGACAAUUACAAAUAGGAACCCAUAGUUACUUAAUUUUUAGAUGACAAUAACUCAGCUGUGGAAGCCUUCCUCUGCUAUUCCCAUUCUCUUUUACAAAUCUAGCUUUGUUUUUUUUGAUCUUACUCCUUUGUAACUAUAUUUUUGAUAUUUUGAUUAGUGGUGCCAUAAGAGAUUUCUUUGUACAUAUAUGCUUUAUAAUAAAUUUACAUUUGUUGACCUAUCUUUCCAGAAGCCUAUGGACACUAGUACAACUCUUCUGAACUUAUUUGGUUUCUCAUCAGAAUCCUUUGGGGCAACUAGAGAACUGGAGUCAUCAACUGAAGUAGAACUAGAAGACUGACAGAAAAGGCAUAACGGAAGUGAGGAACUCAGAAGAUAGGGUAGCAGUUUAAGAGAUGAUGAUUCCGAAGGAAUUGGGAGGUACAUCUUUAUCUACAGCUGGGGGCAUGUUCAAGCUAUAGGUGUGAAAGAAUAAAAAGAUCAACAUCUUGGGGAGCUAGGAAAAGCAAUUUUUUAAAAGACAGUCCUUAUAUCCUCCUAGGAAAUCCCAAAAAGUGUGUGUAGGAGAAAGAGGGUAAUUGUGGACCCUCUGUUGGGGGAGGAGGAAAACUGUGAUUCAGUCUCAUUGGGAGAAGAGGUGCUGUUAGAAGACCUUUCCAUACCUGAAGUGGGGAGAUGACUGAAAAUCGGCACAUUUAUACUUGGAAUUGUCCUUGAAAGCACCUAAUGGCUGAGAUAAAAGUUUCUCUCCCUUUGGUUCAAAUAGUACAUUUGUCCUUCACCCACUUUCACUCCCUCUCCCUUUACAGCACCUUCAGCCCCAGAGAUGUCACAGACUGCUUCGUAUAAACUCAGUUUCAUCACCUUACCUAUUUUUCAACUUUGCCUUUUCUCCUCAAGAAUGUGAGUGCUCGGUGCUUUGUGUCCACCUAGAGGGGU
Molecule: messenger RNA, 2959 nt
Organism: Globicephala melas (long-finned pilot whale)
Lineage: Eukaryota; Metazoa; Chordata; Mammalia; Artiodactyla; Delphinidae
Source: RefSeq, a predicted model, not a curated record